AUGGGUGGUGUGGCCGCAAAAGCCGUGGGCGUACACUAUACCGGCAGACCUGUGGUCCGCAAGAGCCUGCGGGCAAGGCAACGCAAUUCGAUGCCUAAGCCGCUCAAAAUUCCUGCAAAGGUCCCUGAAGAGGCCCAGAGCAAGAGUGCCCCUCUUGUCAUGUCUCAUCAAAUCAACUGCGUACCACCAAGCUGCCCACUGCGGUUACCUGUUCUUCCCAUGCCAGAGACCGUGAAGGCUUUGGAUCUUGAUACGGACACGGAAACCGAGGUUGGCAUUCCGCUUGAGGAUGUAGACAGGGACGAGGCCAAGAUGGCGCCAACACCGCCGUCCUUGACAGAUUUCUCCAACUACCUUGGUAUUUCCAUCAUGGACGAGGUUUGCGACGAUUCGUCAGUGACACUGGCGGGCUCCGAAACCUACAGCCGAGUACAGUCUGUAGAUGAUCUGUAUGGUUGGGAGGCGGAGUUGACUCGCAAAGUCAGUUGCGGCAUUGCUGCGACCAACGCGUGCCACUGUGAUUCCUUUGAUUACAGGCGAGCCAAUGGUCACAAACGAAGCUUGCUCCAUCGAGUCUUCAGCAUACCUUCAAGUCGCCGAACUUGA
Neoarthrinium moseri is the source of this 606-nucleotide messenger RNA. RefSeq lists its product as uncharacterized. Lineage: Eukaryota; Fungi; Ascomycota; Sordariomycetes; Amphisphaeriales; Apiosporaceae. The record is from RefSeq and is a predicted model, not a curated record. The transcript has a single exon. Bases 1 to 606 code for a protein of 201 amino acids.